AUGAGUAAGUGCUUACUCGCGCUCGCACUCGUCCUGUCUGCUGACGGUGGCUUUCUUUCGGCCUUAGCAGCCGAGAAGCAAACCGAGACGACGAAGCCGAAUACGGAACCAGCCAGUCAGUCUGAAGUGGACAGCAAACGAAUGCUUCGAGGUGCUGUCAAAGAAAGUAUGCCAACUCCGGCAUUUGCGAUGGAUAUGCUGGCGACAGCAGGCGUGGCCGGUUUGGCAGAUGUCAACUUGGCCCUUAUAGAGCGUACCGGCGGGCCCCUUUCAAGAUUCGACGUUCCGCCAGCUGGUCAUCUCGCGCCCGAACUAAUUCCAGACUUGGCUCGUGGGACAAUAGCGGCGGCAGUACAACGGCUCGAGACCGCUGACCUUCAAGUUCCAUUGCGUGAUAUGUCGUUCGAGCAGUUCUUUCAUGCAGUAGAGGCUGCUGCUGCUGCCGAGCAUUAA
Messenger RNA from Peronospora matthiolae, 453 nucleotides. The record is from the annotation of a GenBank genome assembly. Lineage: Eukaryota; Oomycota; Peronosporomycetes; Peronosporales; Peronosporaceae.